This is a messenger RNA of Syzygium oleosum, 1941 nucleotides long. Its product is annotated as UDP-glycosyltransferase 86A2. Lineage: Eukaryota; Viridiplantae; Streptophyta; Magnoliopsida; Myrtales; Myrtaceae. The record is from RefSeq and is a predicted model, not a curated record. Gene Ontology annotation, molecular function: UDP-glycosyltransferase activity. The transcript has 2 exons. The coding region runs from base 359 to 1831 and encodes 490 amino acids.
CGGUCAAAAGGAGUAAUUAAAUACCCACACAAAAUGAUAACAACUGGGUGUUCAAUUAUAAAUCACUCAGGACAUCUCUCUUCCGAUGAGAAAGCUUGGAAUGUCAAACCGUGCAUGAAAUUCUCGGGCAAAACCCUCAUUGGGAAAUCGUAUGGCGUGCCGGGAGUCACGAGCGAAUGCCCGCAGAUUUUCUGUUCUCAAAGGAAACAAGUGAGCGAGCCACAAAUCAGCCGAAUCCUUCGGCUAUAGAAAACCUCAAUCAUCCUCAAACAAACCUCAAACAUCCUUAAAAACGUUCUCAAGCGCUCACGCAAAACUCAUACACUUGCUCUAGUUCUCUUUGUUUUGGGGGAACGGCAUGGCAGACAACGAUAGGAAACCUCACGCCAUCAUCAUUCCUUACCCUCUCCAGGGCCACGUCAACCCGUCCGUGCACCUGGCGAUCAAGCUUGCUUCGAGGGGCUUCGCCGUCACCUUCAUCAACACCCAAUCCAUCCACCACCAGACCCUCAAAGCCCUUGGUCAGGAACAUGAUGGCGAUGGCGAGAGCGACGGCUCCUACGACAUUUUCGCCAACGUGCGUGGAGCGGGGCUCGACAUACGGUACACGACCAUGUCGGACGGCUUGCCAGUGCGGUUCGACCGGUCGCUGAACCACGACCAGUUCAUGGCGUCGCUCCUGCACGUGUUCUCGGCGCACGUGGAGGAGGUCGUGGGGAACAUCGUCGCGAUGCCCGGCAAGAGGGUCAACUGCCUGAUCGCGGACACGUUCUUCGUGUGGCCAUCAAAAGUGGCAAAGAAGUUCGGGCUGUUAUACGUCUCGUUCUGGACGGAGCCCGCACUGGUGUUCACGUUGUAUUAUCACUUGGAUCUCCUUCGGAUCAAUGGCCACUUUGCUUGCCAGGAUUGUCGUGAGGAUCCAAUAGAUUACAUACCAGGAGUGGAGUCCCUAGAGCCGAAGGACAUGACGUCGUAUCUCCAGGAGAGCCACCCGUCAUCCGUCUGUCACCAGAUCAUCUUCAACGCCUUCCGGGACGUCAAAGCGGCGGAUUUCAUCCUCUGCAACACCGUCCGCGAGCUCGAGCCCAGCACCGUGUCAGCCCUUCAGGCCCGGAAGCCCUUCUACUCUAUUGGGCCUGUGUUCCCGGAGGGCUUCACCACGAGCGACGUGGCCACGAGCCUGUGGCCCGAGUCGGACUGCACCCAGUGGCUCGACACCAAGCCCCCGGGCUCGGUCCUCUACGUGUCGUUCGGGAGCUAUGCCCAUCUGUCGAGGGCGGACCUAGUGGAGAUAGCCCAUGGACUCUCGCUCAGCGAGGUCGACUUCGUUUGGGUGCUCCGGGCCGACAUUGUGAGCUCCAACAACAUCGAUCCGCUGCCCGAUGGAUUCAAAGAGCAACUCGGUGACCGGGCAAUCAUAAUACCUUGGUGCCGUCAAAAUGCAGUGUUGAGCCACCCGGCAAUAGGCGGGUUCUUGACCCAUUGUGGGUGGAACUCAAUAUUGGAAAGCAUUUGGUCUGGUGUGCCAUUGUUGUGCUUCCCUCUGUUGACUGAUCAGUUCACUAAUAGGAAGCUGGUGGUUGACGAUUGGAGAAUCGGAUUGAAUUUGAGCAAUCGGAACAAGACCACUCGAGAGGAAGUCGCCAAGAAAAUCGUCCGGCUUAUGAGCAAAGAAUCAGGAAGCGAAUUCAAGAAUGCGGUCGGGGCAGUGAAGAAGAAGCUGGAGGAAGCAUUGAUGGCUGAUGGUUCAUCGACCAAAGAUUUCGAUCAGUUUCUCGCAGACAUAAAGGAUAGGAUUCAUCAAAAGGAGCAUCUUUCCGAUGGUGCUUAGAUCGAUCAUGUUGUCACUGGCCCUUCUCCGUCCAGACAUACAUUUGUAAUGCUCAAAAUGUACCAUUAGUGCAAAAGUGAUAAGUGGAGAAUAAAAUACCUUUCGAACAA